Corvus hawaiiensis (hawaiian crow) is the source of this 3191-nucleotide messenger RNA. It is a transcript of the gene TRMT44, whose product is annotated as tRNA methyltransferase 44 homolog. Gene Ontology annotation, molecular function: tRNA (uridine) methyltransferase activity; metal ion binding. The record is from RefSeq and is a predicted model, not a curated record. Bases 32 to 2047 code for a protein of 671 amino acids. The transcript has 11 exons. Gene Ontology annotation, biological process: tRNA methylation. Lineage: Eukaryota; Metazoa; Chordata; Aves; Passeriformes; Corvidae.
UGCCUCUUGGCGCGGCGGCAGCGGGCGGUGGAUGGGGCUGGUGGGGACGGCAGCCGUGCGGGACCCCGGCGGCGCCGCCCUGCCCCGCGGCUUCUGGGCGGCAGUACGCGUGUGGCUGGAGAAGCCGCAGGUGGCCAACAGGCGGCUGAGCGGCGCCGCUGUCCAGGCGGAGGGGACGGUGCCACUCGGCGAGGGUGGGGAGAUAUCUCCAUCCUUCGCCGCCGGGAGGGCUGGCGUGGGCGGCGGCGGGCAGGAGGGGCGAGCCGCGGGGCCCGCGGAGCUGGGGCGGCUCUGGAGGGAGGUGCAGGGGCAGCUGCCUCUGCCGCCGCCCCUCACGGGCUGGGGCGGGCCCGGCGAGCUCCGCGCCGUGCUGAGGACGCUGCUGCCCCGGGGCCGCCCCGCCGCGCCCCCGGCCCUGGAGCUGGCGGUGCAAGAUGCUUACAACGGAACUGUGACCUUUCUGCCUUUGGAGGAAAACAGUGAAGGAAAAUACUUGGUUAAAAAGUGCAAUAUUUAUCAAAUUCAACUUAAACACAUAAAAGAUGAGGAAUGGUCCAUAUCUGUUGUAGCUCCAUUUCCAGAAGAUUGGUUUUCAGAUGGAAUUUUGUACCCCAAACUAGCAUGGCUUGGAAACAAACUUUUGUCCAAACUGGCUAAAUGGUCCGUGGAGCAAAAGCCCAGUGAGUUUAAAAGUACACUCUCACUCAUUUCAGUAGCAAAAUACAGCAAGGUUUAUCAGGACCUCAAAGAAAAGUACAAAGUGAUGGUAAAGGUAUGGCCUGAAGUGACAGAUCCUGAGAAAUUUGUUUAUGAAGAUGUUGCCAUUGCCACUUACUUGCUGAUUCUUUGGGAAGAAGAGAGAAAGGAAAAAGGGUUGACCAAGAAACAGUCAUUUGUAGAUCUUGGAUGUGGAAAUGGUCUGCUGGUUCAUAUUCUAAACAAUGAAGGGCAUUCAGGCAGAGGAAUUGAUGUGAGGAGAAGAAAAAUAUGGGACAUGUAUGGACCAGAGACACAUUUAGAGGAAGCUACAAUCAUUCCAGGUGACAGUCAUCUCUUCCCAGAUACUGACUGGCUCAUAGGAAACCAUUCAGAUGAAUUAACACCAUGGGUACCUGUAAUUGCAGCUAGGUCUUCCUAUUCAUGUUGCUACUUUGUGCUGCCGUGCUGCUUCUUUGAUUUCCAUGGAAAAUAUAGCCGAAGACAAAGCAAGAAGACUCAAUACAGAGAAUAUCUUGAUUUUGUUGCCCAAGUGGGAUUUGUAUGUGGCUUUCACGUGGAAGAAGAUUGUCUUAGAAUUCCAUCAACAAAAAGGGUCAGCUUUAUUGGGAAAAGCAGAACCUAUCCACCUGCAGAACAUGCUCUCAUUGACAACCAGAUUACACAGUUUAUUAACAGUCGUCGGACCUGCGCUGUGGCCACGUGUGACAAACGGGUUGGAUUUAAGCAUGAGGAUCACUCUGAUAGUCUGUGUGAAGUAGGCUCAGAACCUCCUGAAGAUGAGACUGAGACAGCUGGUACAAUCUGGAUGCCUGGAUUUCAACCCAGAGAAAAAGUAGAACAAAUCAGAAAUUGUGCUUCCCUCCCUCGGGAUUUUGUAGAUGAAGUGGUUCUCGAUGUGGCCAAGUUGCUGUUAAAUGCAGCCCCCCAAAAAUCGUGUUCUAAUAUGCAGGGUGGAAAUACGAAUACCUGGAAUCAAGGAGAAAGCCUUUCCUUGAGAGAAGUGGCAGAACACUUAAAUAAAGAGACUUUAAAAAAGCUGAAAAGUGAAUAUGGAGGCCUGCAGACACUUCUCAAGAGCAAUCAUCAGGUAUUUGAAGGGCUUCAGGAGAGACCCUUUGAUUCUCCCUUAGUAGCAUAUCACCAUAACAAGAAACUUCUGGUGUUCUGGAAGGACAUUGCUCAUGCCCAGGAGGACAGAGAAGAACAUGGCUACAGCUCUUUUGUCAUCUUGACUGAUUUUUCUUUUAAAACAUGGGAAACGGAUGUACACACACACACACACACACACCCCCCGCUCCGAACAAAAAGUGAGUCUCAAAAUAACUGAUCAGUGCCAGUUAUCUUGUCCAAUACAAUACUGAUUUCCUAGGGAAAAAUUAUGCUUGGUCAUAAAUAGCUGCCAAUUUUUCUUCAUCUUUUGAGAGGGAUUUUAAAGCUCAGCUGAAAUUGCUUCUUGUUUGGCUUAGUAUGAGUUCAGGUCUGUCUGUGUAUCACAAGGAAACCUGGAGACAUUAAUUCAUCCAGUUCAGACUGUGUGAUAUUCAGCUUUCACUGGACUUGUGACUUUUUGAAUAGCAAUUAUCAGAAUGCAGAAUGGCAUUGGUUAACUAUCCCAAGCUACAAGUGUGUCAUACAGAAGGUGUGUUUGAAGCAGGAUAUGAAAACAGAGCAUGGCAACUUAAAAGUGGCAAAUUCUUCCCUCUUCAUUUUCACUGUUGUUUGCCAUCCGUUUUUUUCUUACACUCUGGCUAACUUCCUUUUAUCUAUUUUGUUUAUACAUUUAAGAAGUUGACAGAGGUUCACAAAUGUGGGCAUGUGCAGUUUAUGAUCCUAACACAAGAAAUUAAUUCUAAAAACCCAAAGUGCUGAAUCCUUAUUAACCAAUGAUAAUUCAGUGUUGGUUCACAUGAAGGAUUAGACUUGUCAUCUCCUCAGUGCAGUAUGUUUUUGGGUCAGUGAACUGUGAAAGUAGUAGAAGGCACUUGCUGGUAAUCACAUUUUAAAUGUGGAAUCAUAAAGUUAUGAACAGGGGAAAAAUUACAGUUCUUGAAGUUGAAACUUCUUUUGUCAGAACUUGUAAUCUAAGUUCAGAUGAUUUUAGUCUAAGUGAUCCCAACUGUUAUAUUUAAAAUGAACUAACAAACUUCUACGAAGAUGAUCCGAAGGUGCCUCAAACUAUUCAGCAUCCCAGUAAAACAUCUCUCAGGGAAAUCAAUCAAGCCUUAUUUAUACUAUGUCUACGUUGUCUUAGUUUGUUGUUACUUCUUUGUUACUUCUUUCUAUUUCUGUACAAAAUCUGGUUUUGCCUGAGUGAUCCAUUUGUAGAAUGUUUUUUAUCCACAGAAUGUCACUGCAAUUUUUUCCAGUAUAAUUGCCAUGGCUGUCUAUUAACAGCUGCAUUUUUGUUUGUUUUUAAAUCUUAGUUCUAAAUGGGAGAGUUCAUAUUCGUGACUGGAGAAAGGAGAAACCAC